This is a messenger RNA of Knipowitschia caucasica, 567 nucleotides long. The record is from the annotation of a GenBank genome assembly. Lineage: Eukaryota; Metazoa; Chordata; Actinopteri; Gobiiformes; Gobiidae.
AUGCCGGAGCUCACUCGGGACGGGCUGGGGUUGUCCUGGCAACGAGGGAUCUGUUUGGGUCCAGGAGAGAGGGAGUCAGGACCCCAGAAGGAGCUGUCCGGAGAGCUGCCGCACCCAAAAGACACGGCUAAUAGUUUGCACGUGAGCUCUUACAUCUUAAACGUGAGUCUGGAGGAGGUUUUUGAAGCUGUGUUUACAGCUGUGGCUCUGGAGGAGGUUUUUGAAGCUGUGUUUACAGCUGUGGCUCUGGAGGAGGUUUUUGAAGCUGUGUUUACAGCUGUGGCUCUGGAGGAGGUUUUUGAAGCUGUGUUUACAGCUGUGGCUCUGGAGGAGGUUUUUGAAGCUGUGUUUACAGCUGUGGCUCUGGAGGAGUCAGAGUCUGUGACGGGCCUCCUCUGGGGCCUCAACUGGGGCCUCAUCUGGGGCCUCCUCUGGGGCCUCAACUGGGGCCUCAUCUGGGGCCUCCUCUGGGGCCUCAACUGGGGCCUCAUCUGGGGCCUCCUCUGGGGCCUCAACUGGGGCCUCAUCUGGGGCCUCCUCUGGGGCCUCAACUGGGGCCUCCUCUGA